Molecule: messenger RNA, 428 nt
Organism: Saccostrea cuccullata (small rock oyster)
Lineage: Eukaryota; Metazoa; Mollusca; Bivalvia; Ostreida; Ostreidae
Product: aldose reductase-related protein 2-like
Exons: 3
Cellular component (GO): cytosol
Molecular function (GO): aldose reductase (NADPH) activity
Source: RefSeq, a predicted model, not a curated record
UAAGAGGGCAGACCUUUUUUUAGGACAUCUAACAGAUAUAAAUCUGACCUGCAUUGAGAAGCGGGUAGCAGAAAAGGAUGGCUGGAAUGAACAUGGCAGUGAAACUAAAUAAUGGGAAGGAAAUGCCUUUUAUCGGACUGGGCACAUGGCAGAGUCCAAAAGAUGAGGUUAAGGCAGCUGUACGGGCUGCUUUGGAUGCCGGGUACAGACAUAUUGACACGGCCUAUAAUUACAUGAAUGAAGAUGCAAUAGGAGAGGUUCUUCAGGAGUAUAUUAAGAGUGGAAAAGUGAAAAGAGAGGAAUUGUUUAUCGUUACAAAGCUUCCAAUGAUUCACAUGGACCCAAAACUGGUGAAGAGAUCCAUUGAAAUAAGCCUGAAGAAACUACAGUUAUCAUAUUUAGAUUUGUACCUGAUUCAUCUCCCUAUA